AUGUCAGCAUCGAACACAUCGACAUUUAUAUUUAUUGCACAGCAAGUGAGCAUUUACUUCGGCAUACCUAUGCUCAUUGCAGGUGUACUUGGUGGAAUUUUCAAUACAAUUGUAUUUCUUAGUCUUCGAACAUUUCGACAAAAUUCAUGUGCUUUUUAUUUAACAAUCAUGUCAAUUGUUAAUAUUGGUCUUUUGAUUGCUGGUCUCUUCUCUCGUAUUAUGAUUAGUGGAUUUAAUAUAGAUUGGGGACAAAGUUCACUCUUUUACUGUAAAUUCCGAUUAUUCCUUCUCAAUACAUUUACAUUGAUCUCAUUAAUAUGCAUUAGUUUGGCAACAAUUGAUCAAUACUUUGGUACAUGUUCUUAUCCUCGAUGGCAACGAUGGUGCAAUUUCAAAUUUGCUUAUCGUCUGGUCACAGUAUUUGUUCUUAUUGCAAUUGUACAUAAUAUUCAGUACUGUUUAUUUUAUAAUCAAAUUCAAUCACCUAUUACAGGCAAAAUUUCUUGUAAAAUUACAAAUGAAAUCUUUGCACAAUAUGUUAGCUAUUGGUUUAAUAUCGUUUUCAUUGGAUUCUUACCAAUCAUUAUUACAACACUUUUUGGUUCUUUAGCAUAUUAUAAUAUACAACAACUAAGAUUUCGAACAUUGCCACUUUUUCGUCGAGAAUUAGAUAAACAAUUGACAAUAAUGGUUCUUGUACAAACUGCUACGAGUUUCUUUACUCUUACACCAUUUAACAUAUUGAGUGCUCUUUCAUUAAAUACAAGUAUUAUGAAUGAUCCAAUUCUUGCAGAGAAAAUCCAAGGUUUGCUUACUAUAGGUAUUUUUCUUUAUUAUCUGACCUUUGCAGUAAGUAUAAAUUAA
This is a messenger RNA of Adineta steineri, 864 nucleotides long. The record is from the annotation of a GenBank genome assembly. Lineage: Eukaryota; Metazoa; Rotifera; Eurotatoria; Adinetida; Adinetidae.